AUGUCUGGAGUACUGUCGCCAAUCUUGAGCCGCCCAGCGGGCCGCCGAUAUUCUGUUCGGCCUUUCUACUGGACUCUCAUGGUGAUUACGAGCCUGGCGACUUUUAGCUGGGCUCUUGGGCUAUACAAUGAUGAGGGAAUUGCGCCUCUUAUCAAACAAUUCGUACGAGGAGGAUCCGAUACUCAACAAAUCUUCAAGCGUGAUAAUGAUCUGGAGUGCCGCUUGGUUCGUGAAGCAUACGACAAGUGCUCUUACGUCCGCGUGAAUUGCCCUGACCAUGAAGAUGGCUUGUUUUCGUACCUUCAAUUUUAUUAUUGCUCUCUUGCAGAUGCCAAGCCAUUUGCGUUCAUAAUUCUUGUCUUGUGGCUUUCGCUACUUUUCAGUACUAUCGGGAUUGCCGCCAGUGAUUUCCUGUGUAUCGACCUGAGCACUUUAGCCGGCGCCCUUGGUUUGAGUGAAAGUUUGACUGGUGUCACGUUUCUUGCCUUUGGAAACGGAAGCCCGGAUGUUUUUUCUACCUUUGCUGCCAUGAAAUCUAAUAGUGGUAGCUUGGCUAUUGGAGAGCUGCUUGGAGCUGCGAGUUUUAUUACUUCAGUUGUCGCAGGGUCGAUGGCACUAGUCCGCCCAUUCAAAGUUGCUCGGAGGAGCUUUGUUCGCGACGUUGGGUAUUUCAUAGUGGCUGUGAGCUUCAGUAUGUUGUUGUUGGCAGAUGGUCGCCUCCAUACCUGGGAAUCUGCCGCGAUGGUCGGUCUAUAUUGCUUCUAUGUCGUAUUAGUCGUGACCUGGCACUGGUACUUUGUGCGCCGUCGGCGUGUCUACGAGAGGGAUCUAGCUGCACGCUCGCACUUCCACAUUCCUGAAAAUCAAGAAUUGGAGAUAGAAGAAGUUGAAGAGGAUGACCCCGGGGUAACCUCUGAAUCUACUAGUCUCCUUCACGGUGUUUCAAUCCAUGAUUUUGACUCAUUGGAGAGAUGCGAAGCUGCCCCUUGGAAAGAUGGGGAAGACGAUGAAACUCGGAACCGGUAUCUAGCAGAAAUACGGGAUAAUAUGCACGUGUACCGUCCCUCUACACACAGGCGUGGUACUCUAAACCCAAUCAGGCCAAGUCUGGUUGGUGCGCUUGAGUUCCAGUCUGUCGUUUCUUCGCUUCAACGGUCGCGAAGUACUCAUCAAAACGUCCCAAUCGACCUCCAAAUGUACUCCGACGAUCAUGACGAGGCUCAUGCACUGCCGGAGCGCGACACUAUUUCUGUCGCCUCCCACCCAUGGAUCAGCAAGCCUUCUGCAUCAACCCACUUGUCACCUAACAGCGUGGCGGCGGGCUCAACCCGAACUCGAGCUGUGUCUGCUGACGAUGCCGUGGGGUUGAAACUCGACACCAGCGUUUUCGAUUCUACUGCGAGGCGGCCGUACGUUGCUGUUACUCGACCCUCGGUAGAUAGCCAGGCUGCAUUCGCUGAGACACGGUCUCACCAAUCGAAUAAGAGUGUCGAGUCAGAGCUAUCACCAUCGUCCUCCGGGCAUGUAUGGCAAAGCUCCAGUCCAUGGGGGCGUGCACGUCCACAAACCCCGCAAUUACUUGCACCCCCGGGCACUUUUCACCCUCCAAACUACCAGGCUGAAACACCCGACUCACGAUCUCCUCUUGACGUUUCCCCGCGCGGAACUUCAUUCGCCCCCGGAUCCAGUGAUGCUCUAGCGGAGAGCCCUUCUAUCCCAUUCCCCCCUUUCCCUGAUACAUCUAGUUCAGUACCCUCUAAAGCACCAAGUAUACGCUUACCAGCUACUUCUAGCCCCACAGAAGAACUACAAGUACAUGACAGUAUCUAUAGCAAUGGGAGGCCUCAACCUUUGCCCCAGAUACAGUGGCUGUUUUCCUUCACCCCAGUUCUUUUACCAUCCAUCUUUCGAACGCUUUUCCCUACUCUGGACGGAUGGAAGACGAAGAGCUUCUGGGAAAGGAUGCUAGGGGCGGUUGCAGCCCCUAGUGUGCUGUUACUAACGAUUACUGUUCCGGUCAUUGAGCCCGCACAGCCCGAAACCGGUGCGGAUCCUGUAACAGUCGUAGUGACUUCAGCAGACGGAGAAAACCCAGGGCCCGUGGUGAGGCUACCAGAGGAUAGCCCGCUCCUUCGAGCUAUCGACCAUGGAUCCGCUGUUGAAGAAGUCUCAGAUCAAAACCGCAAAAGUCAAUCAAGGCAAGGACGGCAACGUUGGGAUUCCGAAUUGCCCGCCGCUCAAUCACUGCCGGACCCUUCGGCGCCACCUCCGAAAGAGUGGUGUCUGUGGCUGGUUUGGAUACAGUUAUUCACUGGUCCAUUUUUUGUUGCUCUGAUUGCUUGGACAGCCAUUGAUUCUGAUCUAGACAUCCACAAUCUGCUACUACCAUUUCUAUUAUCUCUCUUCUUUUCACUGAUGUGCAUUACUGGUCUCGUCACAAGUCUGCGACAUAGUAAUUCUUCACACCCUCCAAAUGCAUGGCGUCCUUUGCUGGCUUUCCUAGGCUUCAUUGUUGCCAUAUGCUGGAUUGCAACCAUAGCUACUGAGGUCGUUAGUCUCCUCAAAACCUUAGGGGUAAUCCUGAACAUCAGUGAUUCUCUCCUCGGGUUGACCGUUUUUGCCGUUGGAAAUUCGCUGGGCGAUCUUGUGGCUGAUAUCACCGUUGCCCGCCUAGGUUACCCAGUCAUGGCGCUAAGUGCCUGCUUUGGUGGACCUAUGUUGAACAUUCUUUUAGGGAUUGGCCUAGGUGGCUUGUACAUGACUCUUCAUGCAAAAGCAGAGACGGUAGUCACGGAUGGGGUUCCAUAUGAGAUCGCCAUCUCCAAGGUUCUCAUCAUUAGCGGCGCCACCUUGCUAACCACAUUAGUAGGGCUACUGAUUGUAGUCCCGUUGAACAAGUGGAGCAUGGACCGAAAGAUCGGCUGGGGGUUAGUGGUUCUAUGGUGCAUCAGUACUCUGACAAACGUCAUCGCUGAAAUCCUAACUUGA
Molecule: messenger RNA, 2988 nt
Organism: Aspergillus alliaceus
Lineage: Eukaryota; Fungi; Ascomycota; Eurotiomycetes; Eurotiales; Aspergillaceae
Product: sodium/calcium exchanger protein
Exons: 2
Coding region: 1-2988 (995 amino acids)
Biological process (GO): monoatomic cation transport; intracellular calcium ion homeostasis; transmembrane transport
Cellular component (GO): membrane
Molecular function (GO): monoatomic cation transmembrane transporter activity
Source: RefSeq, a predicted model, not a curated record